Xiphophorus maculatus (southern platyfish) is the source of this 893-nucleotide messenger RNA. RefSeq names its product calmodulin like 4 (gene calml4a). The transcript is spliced from 5 exons. Gene Ontology annotation, cellular component: myosin II complex. Gene Ontology annotation, molecular function: calcium ion binding. The record is from RefSeq and is a predicted model, not a curated record. The coding region runs from base 104 to 565 and encodes 153 amino acids. Lineage: Eukaryota; Metazoa; Chordata; Actinopteri; Cyprinodontiformes; Poeciliidae.
CACUACAGUCCAUCGCAGCUGGACUUUAGACAGGUGGAGGCACAGGUGACGUUAGUAACAGAGCGCACUCUUCUUCCAGGAAGGAAGCGCAACAGCUUUAGAAAUGGCUAAGUUCUUUACACCAGCUCAAAUCAGCGAGUUCAAAGAAUGCUUCUCCUUGUACGACAAAAAGCAGAAGGGUAAAAUCGAGUCAAAAGAUCUGAUAACAGUUAUGCGCUGCCUGGGAACAAGCCCCACGCUUGGUGAAAUAGAAAGGCAUCUUCAAGUCCAAAAAAUCGGUAAGACAGGCGAAGUAGACUUCUCUACCUUCCUGAUCAUGAUGCACAGGCAGAUGCAGCAGGAAGACCCGAAGAAUGAAAUCCUGGAGGCCUUUAGGAUGACGGACAAGCAGAAGAAAGGACAGAUCCAGGCAGCUGAGCUACGGGCCAAGCUGACCACCUUAGGAGAGAAACUCACAAACAAAGAAGUGGACGACCUCUUCAAAGAAGCAAACGUCAAGUCAAACGGCAUCAUUAACUAUGAAGCGUUUACUCAAAUGGUGACACUUCCACCAGUCGAUUAUUGACGAUUUCAGGUAAAAAAAAAAGUGAAAGUGGUUUAAAUUGAACUGGAGACACAAUAAACCUGAGUUUUGCAACUUGUGGAAAUCCUAACUCUUCAGUGCUUCAGACUGAGGCCCUUGAUCAAAUCAAAAGAUAUUAUUUACCUUAACACUUGAGUAUUUUCUUCAUGAACUAGCACUGCAUGCAGUAGUAUACAUCAUGAUAUUAUCAUGCUAAUCUAAAUUAACAUGCUUACAUUUUGUUUUUAAAUCUGUAUUUUAAAAAAACUAACUUAAUAUUCCUUUGGGAUUGGACAUUUGUAAACUUACCAUUAAAUUUGUCAUUUGAAAA